AUGGCAGCAGGCGGUGAUUUUCAGACAACGUCGCAAAAGUUUCUCUCUUGGUUCAAAUCGUUGCCGGGCGCUACUUUCCACAAUGAUAUCCAGAUCGUCGACUUGAGGGGCCAAAACGCCGGACGAGGAAUCGUGGCCACCAAGGAUAUCGCAGCUGAUACAGUCCUCUUCACCAUCCCGAGAAGAAGCAUCAUCAAUGUCGAGACAUCUGAGCUUCCAAAGAAGAUUCCUCAAGUCUUUACCGGAAAUGAUGGAGACGACGAGGACAUGGAAAAUGAACCCCUUGAUUCGUGGGGCUCUCUUAUUCUAGUGAUGAUCUAUGAGUAUCUGCAGGGCGAUGCUUCGCCUUGGAAGCCAUAUUUUGAGGUCCUUCCUGAGAAGUUUGACACGCUCAUGUUCUGGGAGUCUUCCGAGCUGGAAUACCUCAAGGGAAGUGCUGUUUUGUCAAAAAUUGGCAAGGCUGAAGCCGACGACAUGUUCCGUUCACGGAUCCUGUCAGUCAUCGCAGCCAACCCAGCCCUGUUUUACCCUGCUGGCGCAUCUCAAUUGACCGAAGCAGAGCUCCUGCAUUUAGCUCACCGCAUGGGUAGCAUCAUCAUGGCUUACGCCUUUGACUUGGAGAAUGAAGAAGAGCCUGAAGAAGAGGAAGAGGAGUGGGUUGAAGACCGCGAUGGCAAGUCCAUGCUGGGUAUGGUGCCACUGGCUGAUAUCCUGAACGCUGACGCAGAGUUCAACGCUCACGUCAAUCACGGUGAGGAUGACCUCAGCGUCACGGCUCUCCGACCCAUUCGCGCAGGAGAGGAGAUACUGAACUAUUAUGGCCCCCACCCGAAUUCUGAGUUGCUCAGAAGAUACGGCUACAUCACUCCCAAGCAUUCUCGCUACGACGUUGUAGAAAUCCCGUGGGAUCUUGUGCAGUCUGUGCUCAAUGAACAGUUGAAGCUCACUGAUGAGGUCUGGAAGAAAGUGGGCGAGUAUGUGGACCCCGAAGAUCUCGAGGACGUCUUUGUCCUCGAGCGUGAAUCGGGCGAGCCCAACUCGGAGGGCCGACUCACAACCCCUGCAAGGGUCCAAGAGGUUUCUGCCGAGCUUGAGGAGCAAUUGAAGGGAAUUUUGAAGCUACUCAAGAAGAUGAACGCUGAUCUCAUCCCUGACAAGCGGAAACGUGACGAGAUCUACCAGCACGUCGUUGUGUCGACUUUACGAAAGCUGCUGAGUCAGUACCCGACAACGGCCGAGGAGGACGAGACUUUGCUGGCAUCAGGCAGCCUGACAUCGCGCCAGAAGAUGGCUGUUGAGGUAAGACUUGGCGAAAAGCGACUUCUUAAGGAGGCCCUUCAGGUAGUGGGUACCGGUAGUGUUGUGGAGGAAGCGGCUGGCGAGGACGAGGCCGAGAGGGCUUCCAAGAGGGUGAGACAUUAG
This is a messenger RNA of Colletotrichum orchidophilum, 1422 nucleotides long. Its product is annotated as SET domain-containing protein. Gene Ontology annotation, biological process: peptidyl-lysine monomethylation. Lineage: Eukaryota; Fungi; Ascomycota; Sordariomycetes; Glomerellales; Glomerellaceae. The transcript has 4 exons. Gene Ontology annotation, cellular component: nucleus. The coding region runs from base 1 to 1422 and encodes 473 amino acids. Gene Ontology annotation, molecular function: protein-lysine N-methyltransferase activity; protein binding. The record is from RefSeq and is a predicted model, not a curated record.